AUGCGUCCUGCGCUGGGGUGGUCUGUGAGGCUUAUUUUGAAAUCAGUGUUAUGGAAGAAUGUCAGUGGAUUAUUUACAGAUUCUCUCAUCUGGAAACCAGUUGCCACUUGUAUUGGUUACAGAUGGAAAACUCUUCUCUACGUGACAGGCAAGAUUGGAGGCCAGUGUAAUUGUAAGAGACAUGUGUCUGGCAGACAAUGCAAUCAGUGCCAGGAAGGAUUCUACAAUCUACAACAGUCAAACCCUGACGGCUGCAGUCCCUGUAACUGUAAUACCUCUGGGACAGUCAAUGGAGAUAUUACCUGUCACCAAAAUUCAGGCCAGUGCAAGUGCAAAGCAAAUGUUAUUGGUCUCAAGUGUGAUAGUUGCAAUUUUGGAUUUAAAGCUCUCCGAUAUUCUAACGAAGAUGGCUGUGAGCCUUGUUGGUGCAACAGCCACGGCUCGGUGAACCAGUUCUGCAACCCUCUCUCUGGGCAGUGCAAUUGUAAAGAACGAGUGAAAGGACUUCACUGUGACACCUGCGUGGACAACUUUUAUGGGCUGGAUGAAGCUGGUUGUAAGGCUUGCGAAUGUAACGUUGCAGGGUCGCUUUCUGGAACCACGUGCGACGUGAAGACAGGGCAAUGUGCAUGUAAACCAAAUACCGGAGGAAGACAAUGCGACGAAUGCCUAGAUGGCUACCGCAAAGUGCAGGAAAGUCAUUCCUUUGUUUGUCUGCCGUGUAAUUGUGAUAAGGCAGGUACAGUAAAUGGCUCUCUGCUUUGUGACAAAUCAACGGGACAGUGUCCUUGCAAAGCUGGUGUAACUGGCCUUCAGUGCAGUCAGUGCACACUCCAUACAUACAACCUCAGCAUGAGCAACCUCCUCGGCUGCCAGCGUUGUGACUGUGAUGCUCUGGGCACACUGGCAGGAACAGUUUGUGACCACGUUUCUGGACAGUGUGUCUGUUUGCCUCAGCGUCAGGGGAGAAGGUGUAAUGAGUGUAAACCAGGUUUUUAUUUUUCUCCAUCCAGUGUCACUGGCUGUCUGCCAUGCCUGUGCCACAUGGCUGGUUCAGUGAAUCAGAUCUGUGAUAAACUUACUGGCCAGUGUAUUUGCCAAGAUGCUUCUGUAACAGGACAGACGUGUCAACAUUGCAAAGAACUUUAUUUUGGAUUUGACUCUGUCACAGGGAGAUGUCAGCACUGUAAUUGUCAUCCUGCAGGAGCCAUUAGUGGGACUUGUCAUCUUGUUACUGGACAGUGUGUUUGUAAACAAUUCGUAACUGGCUUGAAAUGUGACAACUGUGUUCCUGAUGCUAGUAAUUUGGAUGUCCACAACCUAUUUGGCUGCAGUAAAACUCCAUUCCAGCAACCUCCUCCUACAGGAGAAAUUCUCAAUUCCUCUGUUAUCAGUCUUUCAUGGAGUUCCCCUGACUCUCCAAAUUCCAACAAGCUUACUUACCAGCUGUAUAGGGAUGAGGCUGAAAUUUAUACAGCUGAAGACUACUACCCUUAUAGUGUUCAGACCUUCACCGAUACUAUGUUAUCUCCAUAUACCUUCUACUCCUAUUACGUCCAAGCCAGCAAUGUUCAUGGUUUUACAAGAAGUGCCUUGGUGACAUACAGAACAAAAUCUGGGACGCCUACAGGAAACUUGCAUUUAAAUCCUGUCUUUCCUGUUAGUCAACACUCUGUUUUACUUUACUGGACAAGCCUCUCUAAUGACUCUGGGCCCAUAGAGAAAUACAUUUUGACAUGCACUAGCUUGGUUGAUCUUCAGCCCUGUGGUCAGUAUGAAGGCUUAAAAACCUCAGCAAUUAUUUGGAAUCUCAUUCCAUUUACAAAAUAUGUUUUUUCUGUGCAAGCUUGUACUAGUGGAGGCUGCUUAAAGAGCCAGCCAGUAACAGUAAUGACUGCACAAGCUCCUCCAGAAGGGCUACACCCUCCGGUGAUAGAAACCAUCAGCUCUACAGAACUGGCUGUGGAAUGGUCACCACCUGAGAAACCAAAUGGCAUAAUUAUAAGAUACGAACUUUACAUGAGAAAAAAAAUAAAACCAGCUGGGAACUUUCUUCCUCCUGAAAUUCGUAUUUUCCAAAGCAGUGGAUGGCUCAGUCCUCAACCAGUUAUGGAGUCUCCUAAUGAAAAUGCCCUGGCUCCACCGCAGACCAGUACCACAGUCACUGACCUGGAGCCAUUCACAGAGUAUGAAUUUCAUGUGCUAGCAGUAAACAUGGCAGGUAGCGUAUCUUCAGAUUGGAUGUCGGGACGAACAGGAGAGGCUGCCCCAGUGUUCAUGCCACCUCCGUCAGUAUUCCCUCUUUCACCCUAUUCCCUCAAUGUGUUGUGGGAAAAACCUGAGGAUAAUUUAGCGAGAGGAGAAGUGAUGGGAUACAGCAUCAGUUUGAUGACAGAACAAAGGUUCUUGCCGCCAUUUGCCCAGGUUUUGCAUAUAGCUGAGGCUGAUGAGCUGUCCUACGUAGCGACGGGGUUAAAACCUUACAGGACGUACAACUUCACCGUUACUCUCUGCAACCAAAUUGGCUGCGUAACCAGCGAGCCGGGCGUGGGGCAGACCUUGGCAGCUGCUCCAAGAAAACUUAGUGCCCCUCGUGUUGAAGGAAUAAACAGCACAACGGUAAAGAUAAAUUGGAAUGAACCUGAAGAACUUAAUGGGCCUUCUCCCAUCUACCAGGUGGAAAGGAUGGAUUCAUCUUUAGCUACAUUCACUACAGAAGUAAUGAAAGGGAUCCGUUUCCCAGGAAAUGGAUAUUACAGAUUCGCUAGUUCCACUCUCCCUGCCAAUACUUACUUUACAGGUAAGUGA
Phaethon lepturus (White-tailed tropicbird) is the source of this 2808-nucleotide messenger RNA. Its product is annotated as usherin-like. The transcript is spliced from 13 exons. Gene Ontology annotation, molecular function: protein binding. The record is from RefSeq and is a predicted model, not a curated record. Lineage: Eukaryota; Metazoa; Chordata; Aves; Phaethontiformes; Phaethontidae. Bases 1 to 2808 code for a protein of 935 amino acids.